Messenger RNA from Corticium candelabrum, 774 nucleotides. RefSeq lists its product as uncharacterized. The record is from RefSeq and is a predicted model, not a curated record. Bases 93 to 737 code for a protein of 214 amino acids. NCBI's taxonomy places the organism in Eukaryota, Metazoa, Porifera, Homoscleromorpha, Homosclerophorida, Plakinidae. The transcript has 4 exons.
GGGGUUUAAAUUUUCAUAAUCUUAGACACCUUUCACAACAGGUGAGAAAUUGGGGGCCUCUUUGGACUCAUUCUUGCUCCUCGUUUGAAGACAUGAAUGGAUGUAUCAAAAAGUUGGCCCAUGGCACGGGCAAUGUCAUCUGCCAGAUGAUUUUAUUAUUGAAACAAAUUGCACGGAUGUUGUCCUAUGCAAAAGCAAGUGAAAUGAGUUUCAGUCCAAAAACAUCUACCUCCGGCAAAUCUGCCACCAGAAGUUUACCAUUCUCUUCAGAGUACUUAACGUUUAGAACGCUUGGACCUGUUACAGAAAUUGACAAAGAAGACACAGUGCUAGCUUUAGCUAGAGAGUUAGGCGUUUCAUGGGAAAAUCUACGUGAGUGUUCUAGGAUUCAACGCCGGAAUACCGUCUUCUUUACUAGAACUUACCAAGCUUUUCAGCGAAGGGACCCGACCGUUGUUUCUCUUGAAACAAAUAUGUGCGCCAUAGUGCAGAGGUGGCUUGUUGAUGUCAGCAAAUACAAGCUGUACGCAGUUGUGGAGAUGCUGACAAUUGUGAAGAGAGAGCUUCCCCAAGAAGACAGAUAUCCGAUGCUGUUAGCUGUCUGCAAAAAUAGCAGAGCCAGUCAGAGAAUUGUCAGUUUAGAAGACGUUCACGACAAAAUCGUCUUUAUCAAGGCAAGUAGACAUUGCCCCCACAACUUCGUAAUAGGGAGACCAAACUCCUACGAAACUUUUUGAAUAUAUUACAGGGAUCGAGUAACGGGAGCGAUGGCCA